GUAUUUCCUCAUCCUUUUAAAUUACGCUGCUGUGACGCGCAGUGGUUUAUGCUGGAUACAGCAGCGGGCAGUUUUUCGGUGGCUUCUGUGGAUGGCCAUUAACAAGGUCGGUUUAAUUACCAAGCCAUCUUAGUUUUCCUUAUUUAACCACAAUUUCACGUGAGUGUCUUUCUUUUUACAUAGUAGUUUCCUUCAGACAAUUGUUUGCCUUUGACACAAACUUAAUGGAUAUCAACGGCACAGAGUCGCAUAUGUCCGACACGGGUCAUGUCCAUAAUUAUAAGCAAGGAUGUAAAAGUGUGGAGCGCAACAGUUGGAAGAGUUUUGGUGAACCGCCACCUGAAAACGGCAAUGGACUUGAUGAUAAUGCUGAUUACACGGAUUUUGAGGAGCAACAGAUCCUCUUAAAAGACAGGCGAAGGGCGAAGUCACUGCCCGCUUACCCGGAGCAGACAAGCCUUUUCAAAAAAAUCUCACAGGGAUGCAGAAAGAGAGUGAAGUUUGCAGAUGCGCUGGGACUUAACUUGGAAAGCGUGAAGCACUUCAGCAGCACUGACGACCCACACGUCCCUUCUAAAGUAUUUUCAAGACUUCAGACCUUCCCUCCUCAACAAGAAUGUGAAUUAUUUGGAGACCUGUGUGACACAUUCAAUUCCACACUUGCAGUGGAUCGGUUGGUACCCACGUUCAAGAUGCCAGUGGAGAAAACUGACUUUGAAACCCGAGUUGAACGGUGCCGCGUAACUCUAGAAAAAAUAACUGUUACUCGAUUUGACGUGCGAGGGACGAUAAGAGCACUGACAUCGGGCUCAUGUAAGAGGGAGGUUGGAGUGAGGUAUACAUUCAACGACUGGCUUUCAUUCAUGGAUGCGCAAGCGAUACCAAUGUCAGGGAAGAAUACUGCUGCAGUCGGAGAAAAGUUUAUGUUCACGAUGUAUACGCCUCCAUUCAUGGACCCCAGCUCCUCGGUUCACUUCGCAGUAUAUUCCAAGAGUGACUACGGCGAGUUUUGGGAUAACAACGAAGGAAAGAAUUACACUUUGAAGUAUCACUGCAUUUCCACUUAUGAGACAGCAGCAUUCCUUGCCACUUAAACGCACAUUACUUUAUGUAAUGUCACGGGCCUGCGCACUUAAUUAGCAGCCUACAUAGUACGGCACUUUAAUAAAUAUAUUAAAGUUCAUAUGUCCCCCGAUAGCAUUUGGUUUUAUGGCUGUCAUUCGGUAGUGAAAAUGAGAGACGUGGCAAGUUUGCAGAACAUUGUAUAUUUAAUCUGUGUGCAAAUACGUGAAAUGAGACAGCGAUAGUCUACACUUACAAUGUACUCACACGUGCUGCUGUUAGUUCUGAAUAACACUUUAAGUACAACUAUUUUUUUCAUGGACCCUACGACAUAUUGUGAUACAUAUGUUGAAUAAUUAACAUUAUUUUUUAAAAAGAAAUUAUGAAAUGGUUAGAUCUUAGAUUAGCCUAUAAAGCAUUAUUUUCAAGAAAACUUACAUACAAAACUGGUAUUUAAUGGCCUACAGUAUAGCAACAUAUUUUAUAAAAUAUGUCAUAAGAGUUGUUUAUACUAUGAUAAAACAAUAUUUGAGCAAACAGUAAAGUAAAACUUCUGAGGCAUAUGGUGCAUUGAUACUCUCACUACUGCAGUGGUUCCCAAACGUGGUUCUGGGCACGCCCCUCUUUACAGUAUCUUUUUUAAAAACACACACGUUCAACAACAUAAUUACACCAGUCUUUAAUUUGAUCAUGUGGUUUAAGAGGGUAAAUAAUCCUUCUAAACAUAAAAGGCAUUUAAUAAAAAUAAAAAAAAUUACAAUGGAAUGAAAACUAGCAUAUGCAGGGGGCCCAAGGACCGAGUUUGGGAACCACUGCACUACCGCAAUGUAAAUAAGGUAUAAAAUAUGUAUGCUCAAAUCUGAACCUUGAAUCCAAAUCUAGCCCGGGUUUUCUUUUCCCCCAGGUAAAUUAACUAAAAAAUUUGGCCAGCCUGUAUUUACACUUGACUCCGAGGUAAAGGGAGGUCGAAAAACCAGGAGUUCUUGGACCUCCAGUUCUUGAGUUUGCAGAAAAUUGUACCACCUCUAUGAAUAUGUUGUACUCACAAUACUUCAUCUAUUUUAUACAGAUUCCCCCCCCCCCCAUAAUUUCAUAUCCAUUGUUAGGACUUUCAUGUCUUCUUGUUGGCAACUUUUUAAAAUGGUAUUAUUCUACUUUUGCCUAAAACAACUGUUAUUUUUGUGAAUAUCCUUGAAUGAAUGUAUUAAAAUCACACAACAAAUUGCAUUAUAUAAUACAAUGUAUUUUUAAAAAUUGAAUGUAAAUGUAUUAAGAUAACCCUCUGAAUAGUGGCUUGAAAACAAAAACAUAAAUAAACAGAAAUCCAAAUCA
This is a messenger RNA of Anguilla anguilla (European eel), 2394 nucleotides long. RefSeq names its product protein phosphatase 1 regulatory subunit 3G-like. The record is from RefSeq and is a predicted model, not a curated record. NCBI's taxonomy places the organism in Eukaryota, Metazoa, Chordata, Actinopteri, Anguilliformes, Anguillidae. Gene Ontology annotation, biological process: regulation of glycogen biosynthetic process. The transcript has a single exon. Gene Ontology annotation, cellular component: protein phosphatase type 1 complex. The coding region runs from base 225 to 1094 and encodes 289 amino acids. Gene Ontology annotation, molecular function: glycogen binding; protein phosphatase 1 binding.